Messenger RNA from Staurois parvus, 264 nucleotides. Lineage: Eukaryota; Metazoa; Chordata; Amphibia; Anura; Ranidae. The record is from the annotation of a GenBank genome assembly.
AUGGGCACUUAUAGCCAGCACAGAUGGGCACUUAUAGCCAGCACAGAUGGGCACUGGUGGGCACUGAAAGCCAGCACAGCUGGGUCCAGGGGCAGACUGACAACUCAUGGGGCCCCCAGGCAAUAGGGGAUCAUGGGGCCCCUGUGUCCUUGCCCAAACUAAAAUAAUCCUAUGAAAAAGGUACCAAGGGCAUCUCAUGGGGCCCCCUACUGACCCCGGGCCCUCGGGCAGUGCCCGAGUUUCCAAAUGGUCAGUCCUCCCCUG